CCCUGGCGGGGCGCUGGGGCGGCCCCGGCCGCGCAGCCCCGCGGCGGCACGGCGCGCCCCGGCCGAGCAUGGAGCAGUAGCGGCUCGGCGCCUCGCCGCUCCGUUACCGCCGGCCAUGGGGACGGAGCGCAGGGGGGAGGCGGCGGCCGAGCCCCGCGGCGGCUGCGCCUGCGGCGGCGGCGGCGGCAGCUGGCGGCUUUUCCUCGGUUUCUUCGCGCUGUCGCUGGCGCUGCACGUCCUGACGCUGGGCUGUUACCUGGAGCUGCGCUCCGAGCUCCGCCGGGACCGCGGCCCGCAGCCCGCCGCUCCUCCGCGGCGGGACGGAACGGCGGCAGCACCGCCGGGUUCCCCGGCCGCCGGCCGGCCGCAGAGACCCGCCGAGGGAGCGGAGAGGCGCCAGCAGCUGGCCUUGCUGAACUUCUUUCACCCUGAAGAAAAGCUGCACGUUGGAGAAGAAGGUAGACGCGUCCGUCGAAAUAAAAGGAGUAAAGGCAGUGAAGGGCCAGACGGUCCAAGUUCAGUCAAAAACAAGAAAAAGGGUAAGAAGGCUGGUCCUCCAGGGCCCAACGGUCCCCAAGGGCCACCGGGUCCUCCCGGGCCCCAGGGUCCUCCUGGCAUUCCCGGCAUCCCGGGGAUUCCCGGCACAACCGUCAUGGGACCACCCGGCCCCCCUGGCCCGCCGGGUCCUCAGGGACCACCUGGACUGCAGGGCCCCUCAGGUGCCACAGACAAGGCCGGCUCCAGAGACAUCCAGCCAGCUGUGGUCCACCUUCAAGGCCAAGGCUCAGCAAUCCAAGUGAAGAAUGAUCUUUCAGGUGGAGUCCUCAAUGACUGGUCUCGCAUCACUAUGAACCCCAAGGUGUUUAAGCUGCAUGCCCGCAGUGGGGAGCUGGAGGUACUGGUGGACGGCACAUACUUCAUCUAUAGUCAGGUAGAAGUAUACUACAUAAACUUCACAGAUUUUGCCAGCUAUGAGGUGGUGGUGGAUGAAAAGCCCUUUCUGCAAUGCACUCGGAGUAUUGAGACCGGCAAGACCAACUUCAAUACCUGCUAUACAGCUGGGGUCUGCCUCCUCAAAGCCAGGCAGAAGAUCGCUGUGAAAAUGGUCCAUGCUGACAUCUCCAUCAACAUGAGCAAGCACACAACUUUCUUUGGGGCCAUACGCCUAGGAGAUGCACCAGCAUCCUAGAUGAACUUGGCAUGUCCAAGGAUACUCACAGAACUGCACAGUGCUGCUGUUCAUAAGCGUAUCAGUAUUUCAGGGGGUUCUGUAAUCCGGCCAUAAAGAAAACUGAUCCAGAGCUAUUUAUUCCUAUAUGUGAAUGCAGGAAGCACAAUUGUCUUCUGUGACUUGCAUGGAGACUUGGAUCAAAAAGCUAGUUGAAAAAGCGUUGUGAGGAAGAAAGGCUGUUGUGUCUGCCUUGUCUCAGUAUUUCAAGUAUUACUGCACUGAUACUCUGCUCUGUGAUCUUCACACGAGGCUUGUUGAGAGUGGUGUGGGUCUCUGCUUUUAUGUUGCACUAGCAAGAGCAUCCCAGGCGGUAGCGGGAGAAGACAGACUAAUGUCCAAAUUGUCCUAUCCAGGCACUCCUGCUUCUGCACGCUAACGAAAGCAAGAAAGGGGGUUUCUGGUUUUCUGCCUUCCCAGUUCGAACUGGAACGGCCACGGGGUGCGAAGGGAGGUGAAUAAGACAGGGUCAGUGGUGUUUACAUUCAUCCUCAGGAGUGCGAGCAAAGAAGGCGAAGUGCCUCUACCUAGAGCUUGGAAGCAGGCUGCAAAAGCAGUAAGUGCGAGAGGAAGAUUAAUACUUUAUAGAGCAGGCUUAGCAGAUAGGAAACUGCCUCCACAUUCCAGAAAUCACAAAGUCCCAAAGAAAAUGCUGAUUCCCGGUUCCAGCGCCUCUGCUACUUUCAGCUCCUGCCAUUACCCCAGAGGUAUACCUUGCCCUAAUGGGGGCUGCCUUAAAGUACUGCUGCUGUUACAGCAAUUGGUGUUUUGUUGGGGUUGGUUUUUUUUUUUUUUUUGGUCUUUUUAAUUAAUAUUUUGCAAACCAGAACACAUUUCUACAGGCUUCACCGAGCCGCGUAGAGCAGACACAAGUACUUGUGAAAACACUCUGAAGAAGUUUGUCAUGUUUAAGAAUAAAAUAUUCAAACAGGAAAUUUUUUUUUUCUGUUUUAAUAGCAACUGUCCUGCUUUUAGAUGUGGUUUUUAUCCUUCCUUCCCCCACCCCUUUCCUUUUGGCACCCUUCUACCUAAAAUGCUCUAAUAAGUGGUGAUGGAGUCUCUAGCAAAAAAAAAUUGUAUUUAAAAAGUCUGGUCCAGCAUGAAGUCACCACUUUUUCUUUUCCCUGAGCCCUGCUGAGUCUAGUCAUAACUCGAUUUCUGGUGACUAAUAGAAGAGCUGGGACACUAUUGUUUCUUUUGGCUUCUUGAGCAACUCUCUCCCGUUACCUCCCCUCAACUGGGGAGACCUAAAGCUAUAAGAUGUGCUCGAGCUGAGGAAGAGGCUGAAGCGCUGAUUGCUCUUUUGUGUCAUGCCUUGGCUUGUGCUUGGUUGUGUUGGGCUUUUUUUUUUAACUGGAUUUCUUUUCAGAGCAUGUUUUUUCUUUAAAAACUAAAGAGGGUAGUGAAGUUUCAGCCUACGUAGCAAAUGGGACAAGUCCCGAACCGACGUCUUGGUGAUGACCUCCAUCUCCAAGCAGAGGUGGCUCGGCCGUGGUCACCUGCAGGGACGUGGGAGCGGACGUGUCUCAGCACUGUGCUGGAGCGACUGAUCUGACCGCAGAAGGGUCCACCCUGGCUGAAGCAUUCUUGGCUCCGUCACUUUUCCCCAUCCAUAGCGGAUGAUCUCACUUGCCAAGUAUUGCAGUUAUUGGGAGAUAAAUAUUUCUUGGGGGCACCCAGCUUUGGCUACAGCCUCGCUAUUCACAGGAGGCGUGCAGUUUGUGGAAUAACUGCAUGAAAAAUUGCCUGCUAUUUCUUUUUCAAUAUGUUCUCCUCCUUUCUAGCCUUAACAUGUUGGACUAGCAAGAGCCUUAGGGGCACUUAACUAGUCUUUGUGGUUUAUUUCCUUUAGAAUGGAUUAAGAAGGACAUGUUCCUCUGACAAGAAUGAAUCAGGACAACUGUGUAUAGUGAGAACAUUAAGCAAAUCAUUAACAGAAUUGCUUUAGAAUACAGCCUGAACAGCAAGACUUAGGGGCAAGCACAAAUAAGGCAAUGCCUUGGGAGAGCGCGAUGGAUGGAGUUUGCAUUCCUUGUCCCCCACUGGCAGGAUCCGUGAUUUGCUCCUGACUAUGGCUGCGGGCAGGAGGAGGCAGACGGAGAAUCCCUCCUCCUCUCUGUAAAAGCCCCACGCGUCGCUGUCGAGUUCCCUCUCUGGCCUCUGCCCUGGGAUGCGGGAGGCGAGCAGAAGGGAGCGGUUCCUGCCUCCCUCGUCACAGGCCACGGAAGGUGUUCGCGGGCUUUUUCUGAUGCUCGCGUUACACCAAAGCGUGAGCUCGGUGUGGCUGAGUUGGAGACGUGGAGUUGGAGUUGGACGUGGAGUUGGAGAGCAAGGAGCACCUGAGUGCCGGUGGCCUUGGUACAGAGAGCCGUGUUCAUCCCCGGGAUGAGCGGGCGGAUCACCAGUCCUGUAGCAGCCAUGGAGAGUCUUUAUACUUGAAACCCUUUGGCUUCUCUAGCAACAAGUUCUCAUUAAUGAAGUAUUACAGUGCAGGUUACCUAGGCUGUAGUAUAGCCGCUUCUUGGUGAUGCUUCUCUAGAUGGUGUCCCACCAUCUUUGGUGCCUCUUCCCCUUAACUGGAGCUGAAAAGGCCUGGAAGCAGCUCAGAGGAGCGCGGGGAGGAUGCGUAUGGGAGGUUUUAACAAACUCCAGCAGGAACAGGGCCUUGCUCCAGUCUUUCCUUCCGAUGUCUUUGAAUUUUGACAUAUCUCGGUUCCUAGCGUGGUUGGGAAGGAAGUGCUUCACUUAUAGACAAACGUCUGUGUAUCCGAGACGGUGGAUGCAAAACCAGCCACCACUGGUUUCCCGUGAGCCAGCCUUUCUCUCCGGCGGUACUUGCUGGCUCUGCUCUUGCCCACGUGCCUUGGCUCUGCUGCCCAACUUUCGGCUGGACUCCAGCUGCAGAAGUGUACCAAGCAGCUAAUUGGUAUAUAAUACAUCGGCUGAAACCCUUCUCCCUCCCGAGCUCCUCUCUACAGAGACAACUUCUAGGGAAGCCAGCUCGGCUGUUGUGUUCAGGGCCCCUUUUGAAGGAAGACCUCAAGGUCAUGGCUCCCUACCCAAAACUACCUGGCCCUUGCUUCCCUCCAGCACCUUUCUCACCCAGGUAAGCGGUUGUGGUCUCCCUGCCACCCACUGUCCCCACCAGGGGACUUGGCAUCGUCCUUCCACUGAAGGAGCACUGCCAGGUGUUUAGAAAAGGGCACCCGAGCUGCGUUGGGAGGGAGAUGAGCAAAGCGCGUUGGCUCGUCCAUGUUUCUUCCCCUCUUCUUGGUAGGAGGUGGAGCGCCGGGAGUCCUUCCCGCUCACUCGCAGGCUGGUGGCACCUGCCCUGGCGCAGGCUUUUGGGGGAAAGGGGAAGGGAAAACUGCAGCCGCGCUUCGUGGCUGCACCCACUUACGAGCCUGACUCCCACCCACCCACCUCUACCCAUGUUCAUCACUCCCAGGCUGGGAGGAAGCCUCUCGGAUUCCCCAACAAACACAGAAUGGGAGAGGAGAUGUGGGAAGAGAGGCACGACUCUCCCCGUUACCUGUUAGAGCUGCACGGUGAUAUGCUGAUGCUGUUUCGUGCUUCGACAUCUUUAUUCAAGACACCAUCUGUAUAUAAAAUAUACAUAAUGUAUAUAAAUUAGGAUGUAAGUUUAUGUAAAUUGUCAAUAUUUUCUUUGCAAAUAAAGCUUUUUUCCUGA
Molecule: messenger RNA, 4919 nt
Organism: Harpia harpyja (harpy eagle)
Lineage: Eukaryota; Metazoa; Chordata; Aves; Accipitriformes; Accipitridae
Gene: EDA
Product: ectodysplasin A
Exons: 8
Coding region: 116-1189 (357 amino acids)
Biological process (GO): immune response; animal organ development
Cellular component (GO): membrane
Molecular function (GO): death receptor agonist activity; death receptor binding; tumor necrosis factor receptor binding
Source: RefSeq, a predicted model, not a curated record